AUGGAUGUUCUAUUAAGUUUGGAAAAGCAAUUUGCUGCGUUACGUGACAAGAUUUAUGAUGAUCGUAUUGCGAGUAUAAAUGACGAACUUGCGCAGCUGGAAAAGCCAAACCCAACCCAUCCGGAAUUCCUCCGUCAACUUCGGAUCAUCGAGAAUUAUCGUGAUGAGAAGAUGAAACAUGAGGAGAAGCUAUUCUCUUAUAAACUGAGAUCUAUCUGCAUUCGGAGCCAAGCUGAACGGAGCCAGGUGAACAGCUCAUACUUCCAAAAUAGUCGUGACACUCGGGAGCGGUAUCUUCAGGAAAUUUCAGAGCAUCAUUAUAGAGUACAACACGAUCGCUUCAAUACUGGUGAAACAAUCACCGACUAUCGCAUCCCUUUCCCUACUCAGAGAGUUCAACAAGCAGCUCAGCUUGCUGCAUACAACACGGAAGUCGGCAUCCUUUCUGGAACAGCAAAACAUGUUGGAUUUCCAUCAGCGCCCGACAUGGAAAGCCUUCGACCCCAUGAGAUUGAACAAGAUUUCAUAAAGCUAGGAAUCUCAUUGCGGCCAACCAUUCCCGCACCAUUACCUUCUGUUUCCUUUUCACAACACAACCAUAUUUCGUCGUCAUCUGCAGUAGCAAUUCGACAGGCCGCAGAAGAAGAGUUCAUUGAGCAGACACCGUGGGCAAACCCUCAACACCCCAUUCAUGAACAAUUUCGGCAUCAGAUGCAGCAAGACAGGAUCCCAGAAUAUAAACGGUACCCGAACACUUUUUCUACUCCUGCCGCCCAGCUACAUGCUGUCGACUUGAAUGCACCCAAUGGAUCCGCAUCAACGAUUCCAGAUUCAGUUUCGGCGCCUAAUUCCUCCACCGCGCACACCCCAUACAACUACGACCGGCCUCGUCGAAACUUCGGUCUGGUUUCUGAUAAGUUCACUGGUCGCCACGUCGAAACAGAUGACAACGAAGGGCACGUUUCAUUCAGAUCCCUAUCUGCGUCACCGCUUGAUGUCCGCCGAUCUCACCCGUCAACAAAGGUGGACGCCCCCCAACGCUCGCCUGCUCCAUCGGUGAUUGGUCCAAUGGGCCCUCCCAAUUCCUCAAGAGAUGUACCCAUUUCGCCGUCAGCAUCAACUGCACGGGCUGGUCGACUCGGGCUGGCUACAAGAGAGGAGCAGCCCCGGGCUUCCUCGCCCAAACAGACAGCUCCGAUUUUUGGCCCAACGCAUCAGAGCGCUGGGAUUACAACUGGAGGCUCUGAGCGCUUCGGACUCGCGAAUCCAUGA
Molecule: messenger RNA, 1272 nt
Organism: Ophidiomyces ophidiicola
Lineage: Eukaryota; Fungi; Ascomycota; Eurotiomycetes; Onygenales; Onygenaceae
Exons: 3
Coding region: 1-1272 (423 amino acids)
Biological process (GO): negative regulation of transcription by RNA polymerase II
Cellular component (GO): Sin3-type complex
Molecular function (GO): histone deacetylase binding
Source: RefSeq, a predicted model, not a curated record